AUGGAGAGGCCUCUGGAGUUCAACAGUCAUUGCAGACAACAGCCGAAACGUUCUCCGGCUUCCCUCGACUGCCGCAUCCGGAGCGAGGCCACGGAGCGCAUGGCUCCGACCGCCGGAGCGAGCGGGGCUGGCCCCCAGCACUCUGGGAGCAAGGACCUCCCGGGCCAGCGUGUUCUCUCGGUUUGGAAAUGGCUUUGCCCUGGCAGCAUCGGCACCCAGCUGCAACGAGGCUGUUUCAUGGUCCUCGUCAUCCCCGAGCUGAGUCGACGGGAGGGGAUAAACCACAGAAACCGGCUUCAGGGUCAGAUGGACAUUGGGAACAGGGUCACGCUUCUGCCGGGCUGGGUCAGGUUUCUCCCGGAGCUGGUGGAAGAGCCAUCUCAGCUUCCUUCGGGGACGGCAUUGCUGGCCGGGAGCUCGGUGCCGCGAGGGAGCGAGUCGUCCAGUUUUCUGCUAGUUUUCUCCUGCCUGGUCCUGUCUGUCUUUUCAACCAUUGAUGAGUACCAGAACAGCUCUGAAGGGGCCCUCUACAUUCUGGAAAUCGUCACCAUCGUGGUGUUCGGCGUGGAAUACUUUGUGAGGAUUUGGGCAGCCGGCUGCUGCUGCCGAUACCGGGGCUGGAGAGGAAGGUUAAAAUUCGCUCGCAAACCCUUCUGUGUCAUUGACAUCAUGGUGCUGAUUGCUUCCAUUGCCGUGCUGGCGGCUGGGUCCCAAGGGAACGUCUUUGCCACCUCGGCGCUCAGGAGCUUGCGGUUCCUGCAGAUCCUGCGCAUGAUACGGAUGGACCGGAGGGGAGGCACCUGGAAGCUCCUAGGCUCUGUGGUCUACGCGCACAGUAAGGAGCUGAUUACUGCCUGGUAUAUUGGCUUCCUGUGCCUUAUUCUGGCCUCUUUCCUGGUAUACUUGGCUGAGAAAGGAGAAAAUGAACACUUUGAUACGUACGCAGAUGCACUCUGGUGGGGUCUGAUCACACUCACCACCAUUGGCUAUGGGGACAAGUACCCACAGACCUGGAACGGACGGCUCCUCGCGGCUACGUUCACACUCAUUGGGGUCUCCUUCUUUGCCCUUCCUGCUGGCAUCUUGGGUUCGGGCUUUGCUCUGAAGGUUCAAGAGCAGCAUCGACAGAAACAUUUUGAGAAGAGGCGAAACCCAGCAGCGGGCCUGAUUCAGGCGGCUUGGAGGUUUUACGCCACCAACCUCUCCCGAACGGACCUGCACUCCACCUGGCAGUACUACGAGCGCACGGUCACCGUCCCCAUGUACAGCACGCAAACGCAAACGUACGGUGCCUCCAGACUCAUCCCACCUCUGAACCAGCUGGAACUCCUGAGGAACCUGAAGAGCAAAUCGGGACUGACUUUCAGGAAAGAGCAGCAGCCCGAACCAUCGCCAAGUAAAAGCAAACCGUGCAGAGAGUCACUAUGCGGAUGCUGCUCAGGAAACUCUAGUCAGAAGGUCAGUUUGAAAGAUCGUGUGUUCUCCAGUCCCCGCGGUGCUGGCACCAAAGGGAAAGGCUCUCCACAGGCUCAGGGCAUCCGGAGAUCCCCCAGCGCUGACCAGAGCAUCGAGGACAGCCCCAGCAAAGUGCCCAAAAGCUGGAGCUUUGGGGACCGCAGCCGAGCCCGCCAAGCCUUCCGCAUCAAGGGAGCUGCGUCGCGGCAGAAUUCGGAAGAAGCAAGCCUGCCCGGAGAAGACAUUCCCGAUGAGAACAAAAGCUGCAACUGUGAGUUUGUGACGGAAGAUUUGACGCCGGGACUGAAAGUCAGCAUCAGGGCAGUGUGCAUUAUGAGAUUUCUCGUCUCCAAGCGCAAGUUUAAGGAGAGCCUUCGGCCCUAUGACGUGAUGGACGUCAUCGAACAGUAUUCGGCUGGGCACCUGGACAUGCUCUCCCGGAUUAAAAACCUUCAGUCCAGAGUUGACCAGAUUGUUGGAAGAGGAUCCUCAAUGACGGACAAGGAUCGGACCAAAGGGCCGGCAGAGGGAGAGCUGCCUGAAGACCCGAGCAUGAUGGGCAGGCUUGGAAAAGUUGAAAAACAGGUUCAGUCGAUGGAGAAGAAACUGGAUUUCCUGGUGAACAUUUACAUGCAGCGGAUGGGUAUCCCACCAACAGAGACGGAAGCCUAUUUUGGGUCCAAAGAACCAGACCCAGCACCUCCCUACCACAGCCCUGAAGAGAGCAGGGAGCACAUUGACAAGAACGGCUGCAUCAUCAAGAUCAUCAGGUCCACCAGCUCCAUGGGUCAGAAGAACUUCUCUGCUCCACCAGCCCCGACCAACACAUGCCCGCCUUCGACAUCAUGCCAGCAGCAGGCCUACCAGCGACAGAGCCACGGCUCCUCUCCUGUCGGAGACCCCGGCUCGCUGGUUCGAAUCCCACCUCCGCCUUCACACGAGCGCUCCUUGUCAGCGUACAGUGGUGGGAACAGGGCGAGCGCAGAGUAUCUGAGGAACGAAGACAUUACAACCAAGCACCACGAGAGUGCCAUGAGAGACAGCGACACAUCCAUCUCCAUCCCCUCAGUAGACCACGAGGAACUGGAGCGCUCUUUCAGCGGCUUUAGCAUUUCCCAGUCCAAAGAGAAUUUGGACAUCCUUAACAACGGUUGCUAUGCAGCUGUGGCCAAAAUCAGACCCUACAUUGCAGAAGGGGAAUCAGACACCGAUUCUGACCUCUGCACACCCUGCGGCCCUCCACCCAGGUCAGCCACGGGUGAGGGACCCUUCAGUGACAUGGGCUGGUCGGCCCCCAGACAGUGAAACCUCCUAGCACCCACCGAGCCAAGUCUGAGCAGUGGCCAGCUGCCCGCUCAAGCUGUCCAUGCGCUGAACUUCUCAAGGGGAUUGACAGCUAAGGUUUUCCUCCAUCUAGGACAUCCUUAGCUGGCGGAUACUUUCUUGCAGCUUACUCUGGGGGCGGGAGGGAGCAGGUCUGAGCCUGCAUUUGUGGAAGAGGCCACUGUGGUGAGCUAACUAGAGCCUUGAAGAGUUUGGAUUUCUUUCGUACUGUCUUUCUAAGAUCAUUAGGUGAAAUUCUCAUGGUGCAGGGUAGGCAAUUUACAUUUCUUUGUAAACUUUUAAGAUGCAGGGCACAGAUGAAUCACUCAGCCAGGGCUUUUGAAGGUCACAGUAACUGGUGGCUGACAAAUGUCACGUGGGAAUUGCCAUGCCAUGGCUUUGGUGAUUACACCUUUACACAUUUUGGAGUUGCAGAAUGAACGCAUGGUUGUUUCUGGCUUAGCUUUCAGGUUAUGUGGUAAUUACUGGAGGACUGUUAGUUUAGUCCAUGAUUCGUCAUUAACCAUCAGGAAGGUGGUAUAAUUCCAGUAUAACGCAUGGAAAUGUCGUGAAGGGCUCUGCAGGUGAGGGCUGGUGGUUAGAGGUUGCUAUGGGGGUGAAGCCAUUCUCAUAGGCUGUGGCCAGCAGUGCUGCUGUGGAGCCACAGCCGCGUGGCGCUGAAGGGAGAGGGCGAUGCAUUGGAUGUUGUGGUGCCCACGCUGCUGCGGGCUCAGUGCUGAGCUCCGGCCAUUUGAAGCCCUGCUGUCCAGAGCAGUGCCCUUUUCUUACACAGUCUGCAUUGUGCCUGAACACUUUUGCACACACACUAUGCCCCACAAAAAAAUCUUCCCUCUCUUCUUCUUCCCUGCUAAAACUCUCACACCGAUGUCCUCAGGACAUCCUUCCAGUUUUGUUUUGAUCCCUCAAGUUGAGUUAAGAGGUGCUUCUUUGUUUCUUCCUGGUCUUUUAGAAGCCUCUUACCUGUGCUUGCCCCAAAAAUUGUGCCAAUCCAAGUCUGCCCAGUUGUGUUGUUUUUGAAGUACUUUCUUUUGGCAAGAUCAUUGUGUCGUUACUGGGAACCUCAGCAGCGCAUUCAGCUGGGGAAAGGCAAGGGGAAAACAAUGCUCAAAGUUUCUUUUGGGACCAAAACAAAGCCACAAAGUGAUCCUUUAACUAUCAAAGACCUGUAUAGGGUUUUUUUUUUCUUGCAAGGGGAUGGAUUAAGAAAAAAAUCUGCCAGUGUGUUUUGGGAUCCAUCGCCCAGGCUGGGCCACCACGGCCAGUGUUGUGCCUCUGAUUCCUCCCAGGAGGACCAUCCGCAGCCCACAUCCCGCGUGUGUUUUGUGCAGUGGAGUCAGGGCCGUGUCCGUGAUUUCAAACCCCGUCUCCACGUUAUCCCCGUGUCGUAUCAAGAGGUUGUUAAGGAUAUUUAGGUGACAACUCCAUUUCUGUGUGGCCUUUGAGAGGCUACGUAAUGACUUUCUUGGGGUGAAGGGAGAAUCAUGGCGUUUUUCUCUCCUCCUGUUUGCUUGGCAAGAGGCAGCAGCCAGGGGAGACGCAGGACUCCUAUGACCCCUAGAGAAUGUGUGUGUGCAGGAAAGGAGUCUGAGAGCUUGUAGACAGAAAAUAAAAACAUCCUUUUGCCCCAGGUAAGGACCAGCAUAUAGAUCUUCCCGUGGGAGUAAGGAGUAGGGAAAGGCUCUGCAUAAUUUUUCUAGUCAUUUUUUUCCAUUCAGGAGGGAAAAACAUUUUUCCUAGGGGGAACUUGGACUUACAGUCCUGCUAGGUCCCUUCCUUCCCUUUCAGUCUAUAUUCCCCUCUCUGCUUGUGCUCCCAAGCUCCCUUUGGCUCCAGAUUUCUCUCUACAAAGUGAAGCCAGUGAUACACUUGACUUCCGUAAAGAGAAACCUUUCAUUUUGGAGUGCAGAAUGGUUAUAAAUUGUGCAAAUCUGCCCUUGGCGUGUUGCAAAAUGAGAUGCCUUUUGGUAGAGCAAGAAAUGUCAGCAAGUCCCAAAUCAGACUUAGUGACGUGUUUUCUAGUUGACCCCAAGAAUGGAAAUGGCAUUGGGUAAGGGAAAAAUCCACCUUGCUCCAGGCAGCUGCUCACUGCUAAUGUUGCCCAAGUCAGAGCAAACAAGUGUUUGCCUUUGCACAUGCUAGUGUAAAGUGCCUUUUUGAGGCCUGUUGGAAAUUUGGCACAGAAGGGUAUGAUAUAAAGGUAGUAACUCUGGAUGAGGGUGAGGAUGAUGUUGUGCAGUCCUAUUACAGCAUAGGUAAAUGGCAGGAUUUUAACAGAGACCCUGAGACUGGAAGCAAAGUUAACAGGACAUCAAGGCACAAUUUCUGUAUGGUGCAAUUUUCAUCAUGUCCUAACUUUGAAACCCCAUUACUUCUAUUUUGAAUACCCAUUUACAGUUCUUAUUGCAAAGUCCCUUUCUUAGCCUAGAUGAUCUUACACUCUUGAAAGCAGGUAAUGCCACCCGUCUGCAUGUGUCCUCAGGAGGAGUGGUCCCACUGUAUCCUCUCCACAUGCUGAAAUCUGGCAGUCUGAUACCUUAUUAAAAAAAAAAAAAAAAAGGUCCAGAUUCUCAUUUCUCAGUCCUUUAAGGAUCGAGAAGGUAGAAUUGUAUGUUCCCUCUUCAAGUGCUAGUAUUUAUAAAGUUCUCCUAACUUGUAGCUUUAAAAGGUAUUGGAUUUGUCCCACAAUCAGUGCUAAUAGAAAACAGGUUUUGUAUAUGUGCAGCACAGAUUGUAUCUCGUUGUUAAAAAUUUCACAGAGAACUUUUUUUGAAGAUGUAAGAAACAUUCCACCUUUAUCCCCAGCAUCAUUUCGUAGAAAUUCUCACACACACCCACACACACACACCCCCGUCCACAACCACGCUAUAAAGUGUCACUUCUCAUUCAUCCAGGCAAAAAGGCUUGAUUUUGGGGUUAACUUACAACAGAAUUAACCCCAAAUAAUGCUCUUCAUUUCAGUGAAGCUGAAUUAUGCGUGCAUAAAUGAGAACAGAGCCUUCCCUAACUAAAGGAUUUGUUGCUUAUAAACAUAAAUCUUUUUUUCCCUGAUCUGAAUCAUAAUCCAGUAUUCCCUGCAAAGUCUUCACUUUCCACCUCUUGCUUCUCCCGUGCCCGUAGGACACACUCCUGGUAGGUAGUAAGUCUCCCAGAAAAAUCCUAAUCACUAAAUUAAAAUAAAAUAUUAGAAUUUGGUAUAAUAAGGGAGUCCCAACAUGAAAGAUGUUUAACCAAAAAAAUUUCCAGGCAAACCUUGUCCCUCUGCUGAGCCUGUGUCAGGCUGGGCUUUGCUGCCCUCUUCUUCCCAUGUCCCCUUCUGUAGUUUUUGGAAAACGCCAAAGGACAGAAGCAAGUUUUAGAUAAAACAAGUUUGGAUACAAACUGAGGAGAGCUGAAGAAAAAGCGUGGGGCAAAUUUGCGGCAGGCUGUUUUUUCAGCUGCUCCGAGGUGUUUGGGCACCCGGAGCCGGGGUUUCGGUGCACGUCUGUGCAGACAGCAGAGCCGCGGCCCCUGCCCAGAGCCCAGGAUCUGCUCUCCAGGAAACUUUGGGGAUUUUUUUUAAAGGAUCUGAGUGUAGGUCUGGUCAGAAAUAUUACAUCCCUGAAAUCUGGACCUGGAGCCACAGACAGUUUUCGGGAGCUUCAUGUCCAAGUGUGGAUUCAAGCUGCCCGGUCCUCUCCCGUCUCCGAGCGGGAGCCGUGGCGGGGGACGUGACCAGCUCUCUGCACGUGGCCUUUUGUAACGGGACCCUGAGACUUAGGAGCAGACCUCUAGCAAUUCGCUGAAUUUCCCAACAUUUGGGAAAGGACUUUAAUGUUACUCAAGUGCAGGUUUUGUAUUUGAAUUUCCUUGUUGGCUCAUUUUCUUAUUAAUAACUUUUAAAACAAAAAUGUCAAGGAAUUUGCUGAAGAAAAAAUAAACUGUUGUUCAGCGCAGACAGCCAUUACGUUUCUUUAGGCAAACUAUGUGGUAGAUCAGGUUUUUCUAAAAAAAUUUUUUUUUUAAUGCUGCUUAGUUGAUCCAACUAAAUUCAGCAGGGUCAUUGCUAUUUACAGACAAAUAGGUAUAUUUUUACUUUUUUAAUUGAUUUUUAAGAUUUUAAAUUAUAUACAUUUUUAAAACAAGUUUGUAUAAUCUUCCUGAGAAGCCAGAGCAUCUCCACAGAUAAAGUGUUCACUUGCCUAGUAGUUACCCAAGAGAAAGGAAAAACAUUUUUGCUAAUAUUUUUCUCAAGAGGGAAUUGUUGCAAACCUCAUUUCUGUUACAUCCCUGGACGGCUGUGGUCACCACAACAUUACUGCAAAACACAAGGCCAAACUAAUGAAAUGCAUGGCAUGACAAUAUUUUAAGAGGAACUAAAGUGUUUGUCCUGCGGAGACCAGAAGGAAGAAAUCCCGAGUUUGGCUGCAGCAGCCCAGUGCCGCGUGGGCUAGUCCGUGCUGGCAGCACCUUCCCGGGGCCGGCCAGGGCACGCAACCGGUGGAGCUGCUGCAGGAUAACCCUGCUUCUCCCGCAGGAGGUUUUUCCUCUUGCCUGAAUAGCAAUUACUAUGGCUCUGUGGAAAAUUCACCCUAUGGGAAACCAGAAGGUGACAGUAGCUUACUUCAGGACUCCCCUUCAUGAGAAAUUCCUAAGGAAUCUGACCAAGAAUUGUCCCAUAUAAAGAUCCAUAGCAGUGAGUUGCUGGGGUUUGUUUUUUGUUGGGUUUUUUUGCCCUCAUCCUCCCUCUUGGGUCAAUAAUUUCUCAGGUUUUUUUUUUUUUUUUGGUAAGCUUCCUUUUCAUGAGACCAAAAACAAGGAAAUCAGAUACAAAAGCUCCUUCACCUGCCAGUAACAUCGAGGGCGAGAGGCGGCGGGGCAUCGCCGAGCUGCCGGAGGGCGGCAGCCCCUCCGAGCCUUGUGCGGUCACUUCCUCGGUGGUGUGAAACGCAAACACCCCGACUUUCCCGAGGCACGGCGUGAACGCUCUUUAGAGCAAGGCUGUGCCUUGGGUUUGUUUUUUUUUUUUUUAAAUAGGGUUUUUAAAAUAAUAAUUAUAAUAAUAGUACAUAGGAAUCUUCUUUAGUAUAUCUUAGUGUUUGAUGCCCCAGUGACACAAUACUGCUUGCCUUAUACUAGUGUCUAGAGGGAAGGAUUACACACAUUUUUUGAUACCGUAUUAAUCACGCUCAUACUUUAGGUAGCAGCAAGGAGCGGCUGCUGCAGGAGGAGCAGCCUGUUCCUUUUUAACGUAUGAAUGUGCUUUCCAGACUAUCUCACUGACUGUACUCUCAAUUUUGCCUGCUGCUGCAUGCAGCCUGAGACGAGUAGACAGCGAUAUGCUCCAGCUGUAGCUGCACUCCCAGAUUGCUGUAGUACUUAAAGAGGUCACAUUGCCAAAAGCGUCAUUUCUAGGCGAGGACUUCCUCUCGCUGCCCCAUCCCGUAGGGCGCUGCGGUGCUUCUGUAGGUAACACUGAUAUACCAAGUGUCUUUGAUGCUGUGACUGACCAUUGCCCCAUCCCUCUGAUACAGCAUGCACAACUUCCACUGCUACUACAUGUAACUAAGGGGCAAAAAAAAAAAAAAAAAAACCACAUGUAACUAACGGUUCACAGAAAUGUAUACAUGGGGAGAAAAAAGAAAAAACAAGAACUGUGUUGGAUGUAUAUAGUAUAACCUCCUUUCCACCUGGAUGCCUCCGGAGAUGAGCAUCCUAGACAGCCCUUCCUGAGGGCUGGAGGAGCAGGCAGAGAGGAAGGGAAGCAAUGUCUUGGGCAGACGCCUGGACUUCAUUAGAGAGAUGCCAUUUUAGCCCACAUGUGUGGGCCUUGCCAUGUCUCUGUUUUAAUUCCCGUAGGGUUGUCUGGUGUGCAUCAACCUGAGCAGCCCAAAGAAGCAUGUCUGCAUUGCACUCCAAAGUACACGUGCAUUUGUGCCUGCCGCCCAGCCCCAGGGGAUAGGGGGAAUGUGACUCCCAAACUCUGGGAAACUCUCUUUGGAAUUUCAUCCACUCCUGUCUACAGUACUUGGGUACCUUGGGGACUUGUAGCUGUGCCAUAUCCAUUCAUUUUGGAAGCAUCCUCUACUCUUUUCACUGAGAGGUGCUGAGCUCCCUUCAUAUCUCAAUAAGUGUUUUGCCACUGUUCUCUCCCCUGUAAUACCAGACUAUCAUGAGACCUUCAGGGUUUGCCAGCUUUGCAGGCGUUUUCCAUCUUUCGCAUCUGUUAGUGCUGCUGUGGUAAUCUAGUUUGCCACUGGGCCCACAUCCUCAUGUUUCUUGUCCAGCCUGUAUACAAAUGAACGUAUAAUGCCAGAGCUCUAUUCCUGAGACUUCCUUUUGCCAUGGCAUCACUAGAUGCCCCAGGAAGCCUUUGCAUCUUGCUAGUGUGACAGUUUUGCUUUUUAUUGGCAAUUUAUUUGCCUCCUCACUGAGCCAUUGUGGGCUCCACACAUCCCUGGUUUGCUGUGCUGGAGCCUUUCAGUGUGGGGAUGGAGCCGCUUUUGCCCAUUUGUACAGCACCUGGUAAUGGUUUGCUCCCUUGGCUAUUGCUCAUUGCGGUGAAACAGUGAUGAGGGUUGAGUUCCCAUUUUUGUGUCAAGUUGAACGUCUUGGAGAAGAGCUCACAGACUCUUAACAGUGUCGAUGUUUUUGCUCCCUGAAAGCAAGAGCUGCUCUCGAGAACCCAGUCUCGUUGAGCGGUGCAUGAAUGUGGCUUCGCAUGCCAGACUCCAGCUUCAUCAUGGGGCGAAAUGUAAAGCAGCUAAUCCAAGCUGUGUUAUUGCCAAAGCUACCGGUGAACCUGGAAGCAUCUUACCCUCUCCUGACUUCUGUAAAUACAGCCUCAAAUGAAUAGUUCAAGCAGCAUCUGGUUGCCUAGUCCUGAGAAACUUGAGCUAUCUGCAACCGCAAAGCUUUCCAAAACUCAAUGCCAAGCUCAGGCUAGAUUUCACUGGCAGCUCAGCCUAUAAUUUUAAGGCCAGGUUAAUGAUAUCAGGCAGAAACCAUGCUAAACUCUUCAGUUUGGAUGGUUCUGGCCCAAAGCCAAGGCUGAAUGUCACACUGCCGGUGAAGUGUCUCCUUGUAAUUUCAGGUCCAUUUGACACUGAUGGCUCUUUGGGCUUGGGGAGACACUCCGCUCCACUUCUACGUAAAGCAGAAGCAGCAUUUCACUGUAAUCUUUUAAAUCUGACCAACACAGUGACUGUGAACAGCAUUUCACAUGUGCAGUGAUCAUUAUGAAAUGGAUCUGUUACAGAUGUCGAUGUAGAGGCCUCAGUCCUUGAGCAUGCUCUGUGGACGCCUAGCUCACUCCUUGCUGAUGACCAAGGGAAAGCUCUUGAAAGCUCUGAUAGCAGGACUCUUCUGUCCUGCUCGGUCAUCCACACUGGCUCAGCACCUCUUCUGGAGCUGCAGAUCACCCAUGCUCCUGUCAGCAGGCAGCACAUGGACUGUUCUGUGUUGGUUACUGUUCUUCACUACCUGACCCAAACCUAUGAAAUUUGCAGUAGGAAUUUUCUUCUUUUUUUUUUCCUCCAAAAGUUCACACAUGGGGUAGCAAACCUGAGACUUGCAGCUAACAUUGCAUCAAAACAAGAUAUAGCUCAGAAAUAACGGAGGGUUUAUGCUGGUUACUUUAAAUCACGAGCAGACUUUAAAUAUAGUUGCAGUUGCUGUGUGGUAUAUCAAAUGCUUUAGGAGAUUCAAUAAAUUAUUCUUAUAAAUAUUUUAUUCUUUUAUCAGUAAUCCAUAUAGGUGGGUGCCACUGUUCUUAUGCAGCAGUGCCCCUUACACUAAAAUUAUACAGAUGUUUCUCCAGUAUAGACAUGGUACUCAUGAGAUUUAUCUUGCUUAGUGUCACUUUGGCACAGUAUCCACAUAUACCGCACACAAAUUGCACAUUACGUGCCAAAUGCUGAUAGAUAUCAUUACGUGUAAUAAGCGUAUGUGUGUUGACUAAACACCAAAGUGUUACCUGCCUAUUUUGUGAUGUGACUCAACCUAACUAAGAAGAGAGGAAAGAAAGGUCCUGUUUUGUUAAAGAAAUACCUUGCGUUUGAUUGCUUCUGAAAACAUAUUUUACCAGGAAGCAAACCUAAGUGAGAUUUUGUUCUAGUACUUUUUAAAAUGACACGCCAGAAACAACAAAACACACACAAGCCCUAAAAUACCUAACUGUUGUAUUUCUAUAUAUUCUUCAUUGCUAUACAUCUGAACUGUAAAUUCUGUACAGAUUGAAUGAAGUACACAGUUUAUCUUUGUCAUAACCUACAAGAUAAAAGGACAACACAACUUUGGCUGCAAAAGUGUGUGUGUGUUGUUUGCAUGUACAUGCUCGUACACAUUGCUGUAUGUGUGUAUAUGCAUACACGUGCACACAAGCUUUAAGGCAGAAAAAUGCAUCUAGGAUGAAUAGGGGGAAAAAGUUUUUUCUUUGGAGGUGGGAGAGUGAAUACAAAGAAAACAAAAUACUAUUUUGAUAAUAUGUUUCUUUCAAAAAAAGAAGGUUUGCAAUAGAGGGUGAUAUAUAAAUGCCAUCCCAGGGAGAAAUCCCUCUUCUGAAGGCAACACAGCCCACUUCAGAGGGAUGCAGUUGGUUUAGGUGACCAUUUGUUUGGCUUUUGUUAAAAAAAAAAAAAAAAGUAUAGUGACUGAGGGCAAAGGCUUUGCUUGCUGCGAAAUGGGCACCCCUCAUGCAGCAGAUCCCCCUCAGGACCAGGCACUUCCAACAGGGAGGAUCCUGCUGCCUUUGUGAGUCCUAGUCUUACCCUUACCCACAUAUUUAGUUACAUACUUCAAAGUGUCUGUUUAGGAGUCAUUUAAAAACAAGAGAGCGAGAAGUAGCAUCAUCAAAAGCCCAUUUUUGAUCUUAGAGUUGCAAAAGAAAUGAAGUUAUGUAGCCAAAGCACCUGAUUUUCCAAACUAUUCAGCCUAUCCUGAGAUCUUGCCAUUCUCAUCAAAAUAAUCACACUCAAGAGUUUAAUCUAGCUUUAAAAUUUUACCUCUAUUUUGACAGAUAUAAGAUCUAGAUUGUGUAGAACUUAUCCUUCAGUGCUCAACCUAGAUCUAUGAAGAAUUGACUUUUCUAACUGAAUGCUGCUGGAUACUAUUAGAAGAACACUAAGCAGAUUUUUGCAUUGGCCUGAAAUUUGUCUCCUGAUCCAAGAGCAUUACAAUUUUAAGAUAAACUUAAGUCCCCAAAAUGUUUCUAAGCAAAGUGUAUGUUCACUGCUGGAGUAUGGCAUAGUUUCCCUGAGAUACCUUGAAGACAUCAGUUUACAACAGGAUCUGACUUUAAUUAGGCUAAAAAGUGGAUCCUGGGUCUGUCCUCCUCGUGAGCUAGGAGGUGAAAUUCGUAGUGGGAGAGGCUAUUUUCGCUUUGCGUGGGUGCAGGUGGCCACACGCUCUGGCCUCCUGGUCAUACAAAUCUCGAGCUCAGUUGAGCGUUAAAGUUUGGUUGUCCUUUAGAAAGCAAAGACAGCUGCUGCUUUGCUUCCUUUAGUUUGCUCUGUUGCCUUGGCUUUUUUGCACUUUUAUUUCAUCUCCAAAGAAUCUCUCAUAAUGCCUUUGGUACUUAUGUACGAUUUUAAAACAUUUUGUAUGUACUGAAUGGUACACACUUUCUCUUGUAAAAUAGCAAUCGGACUUUUUUUUUCUUCUGUGAAUGUGUAAUGUUUCCUCUGUACAUUUCAAUCAUGACUUUGUGCAAUGUACAUUUUAUAGAGACAGAUGCCAAGGGAAUGACCUGUAGUUUUCUAACAGAAUAGCUAGAUGCUGAACAACACAGUCACAGAUGGUUUUUACAUUAGCACCACUGAGAAGCAACAUAGCCCAGACUUUUACACAGAAGCAUUGAGCAUGAUACAGCGUGUACCUUCACACAAAUGACUGUGGCAGCUGCAAAACUGUAUAUGCGUGAUAUUAAGGGAAAAAAAUACAAAAGUUGCAAUCAAAAGGGGAACGGACGAAAAUUAAAUAAUCAAUCAUUAAAUUAAGCCUCAAAGCAUCAGAAUGGAAAAUUUGCAUUCAGUAAAAAUGCCAGAGAUUUAACCUUCGUGAGAUGAAAUACACAUUUAUUUUUCUUUGCA
This is a messenger RNA of Struthio camelus australis, 12863 nucleotides long. The record is from RefSeq and is a predicted model, not a curated record. NCBI's taxonomy places the organism in Eukaryota, Metazoa, Chordata, Aves, Struthioniformes, Struthionidae.